AUGAAGGCUGCCAUCGAAAGAGCAGGGGGCCGAGUGGAGCCUGUUGUGCCCGUUGUAGAGUUUGACGAUAACAAUGUUGACCCACCAGAAGGUCCUUUCUACGAUGAUAAUGCUGAUCUCAUCAUCGAGGAUGAUGUUGAGGGGCAGCUGCCAGCUCACGAGGACAGUGACGAGCUAGAUAGUGGCGGCGGGAGCUCAGGGCCACCCUUUGACUCUGCGAUGGAGACGGUCCUCUGGAUGAAUUCCGCUGGUGCGGGAGGUACCAAGCUGCCUAACCGGGCAAGGAACGAGUGGUUGAAGCUCAUGAAGGACGACCGCUACCGCUUGGAGGAGUGCUUGGCAAAGUGGAAGUCCCACCGUGAUAUGGAGCUGACAAUCAUGAAAGCUGCCGUUGGUGAUGGCUCCAAGAUUGUCAACUUGCAGAGGGCAGGCAAGGACCCUGAACCAAUCCUCUUGUCCUACAUCCCGGCACUCGAUCUCAUCCGCAGGAUGUUCGCCGACGUGAACAACAAGAAGGGGUUUGUUCUCGAGCCGCAGGUGGACAACGAUCCCACAUUUGUUGGCAAGCACAUCAUCGUCCCAAUCAUCGUCUACUUAGACAAGACCACCUUGGACGGUCUCGGGCGAGUGUCGGCGUACCCCAUGUACAUAUCGCUGGGCAACUUCUCUUGGGAGGUGUACAACCAGAAGAGCGGCAUGCAGCUGGUCGCCCUGCUGCCCAGCGUUCGAGGUGACGCUGACUGGCCCGGCCCUGGCUACAAACCCCGAUCAGAGGGGUUGAAGGAGACCUGCCGGUUCUUUAUGAACUGGUCCAUGAGCAUUGUCUUCGAAAGCACUCGGAAAGCAUCCUACAAGGGGUUUCAGGUGACGGAUCCUAACGGCGCACAGCACAACGCUGUUCCUUUCAUCUACGUGAUCUCCAAAGAUCUCGGCGAGGCUUCAUCGAUCUCGGGGGUCAGGUCCAACUCUUGCGACUCCUGCCUGGUCCCAAUAACCGAAAUGCACUUGGUGACUCGGGCGAACCAAGGUGCGUACGACGCGCGGUUAGAGGACGACAUGUGGGGGGUCGUCCAACAGAUGCAGCGGAAGCGCGACGAGAGGGCGCCCCAUGCAAGGAUUGUGGAGCUCAACAAGGAGCAUGGCAUCCACUUUUCGGAGCCGUGGUUUUGGGACUGGAACUACUCGGACCGCUUCUGGAACAACGUCUACAGCAAGAUGGCCCCUGACGAUCUUCAUACCAUCUUCGGUGGCAUCCUCGGCCACCACUUCAUCGGGAUCCUUGGGGCGGUCGGGAGGGCCUUGCCGAUGGGCGAACCCGCCUUCAUGAGUCUGAUGGACGUGCGAUUGCAUCAGGUGUACCUGAAAUUCCGGCCAAGCGGCCUGCGUCUCCCCUCCAAGAAGGACUUCUUCACCAAGCCCUGCAACACGCCGGCGUACGAGUGGAAAGCCAUCCUGCAGGUUCUCCCCCUAAUGGUGGUCGGAAUCUGUAAGAUUCGCAGCAAGGACGUUCUUGCGGAGUGGGCGGUCGCCUUGUGCGAAUGGGUUAGGCACACGUUCUGGACACCGGACGGUGAUCACGACGACGACUCUCUCGACAAGUCGGACGCCCUGCUGGCGGUGUUUGAGGCAAAGUGCAAACCCAUCGCGGGGUACCAAGCAUCCCGUUGGUGCUUCCGGAAGAUGCACGAGACGUCCAAGUUCACGGACUUCAUCAGGCGUUGCGGCUCGCCUAGGUGGUUUUCUACGGAGAGGGGGGAACGGAGGCAUCACUGGGUGAAGAAGUGGUGGAAGGAGAUGAAUGGGAAGGACAUCUCGAACGCGCUCCACAAGAGUUGGAACAACACCCUCGCAAUAGAGUCCGUCGAGGCCCAGCGGGCGGAGCUGACGGAGUUGCAGAGGCGGGAUGUGUACGACUCAGCUGCUCUUGCUGCGCUGGAUGCCAACUCGACCGGUGGAGAGAACCGGUUGAACAAGACCGAGCUGUUCACAAUCUUCAUCCCAAACCUGUUGGUUUCGCCUGACCGAGCGAAUGACCUCCUCGUUCGAGGCUGGGAGCAACGCCGCCUUCUCCUCCAGUGGAUGCGCAGCAUCCCCCUUCUGUCGGAGCUCCCCACAGCUCUCGCUCUGUACUUCACCGGGGAGGCGCAAAUGCCGCCGGCCCAGCUUCGCGGUUUGGACCUUAUGGGUUACCUCGACGACAAACUCGCUGACCGGAUUGAGGUGGUCAACUCGUGCUACGUGGUUCCGCAUGUUGGAGGCCGAGACCGGCUUCAGCAGGCGAGAGCGAGCGCCGACUUCCACGGGAGCGUGGUCCUUAGCGACUUAGCCUUUGCGUCCGACUCUCCGGACGACCCGGUUACGCACACGUGGUACGGGAAGGCCCAUAUGUUUUUCAGAGCGUUCGAGCGGAAGACCGUGUGGGAUAAUGCUUUAAGGCGAAGGGUACCUACCAAGGUGCCGCACGAGCUGGUGUUCGUGCGAUGGUAUAACGAGGUUGGUUUCUUGGAUGCUACAAAGUGUCCGCAAUUGGAGUGGGCUCGGAUGCCGGGGCGACCAGAAGGCACGCCUUAUUGCCAGGUUCUCUCCAUUAGUAGCAUCAAGUCGGUAGAAAUGAUGGUUCCCAAGCACACAUUCACGCAUAACAAACGUCUAGUGUACAGAAACCUCUAUUUUAGAUAG
Klebsormidium nitens is the source of this 2679-nucleotide messenger RNA. The record is from the annotation of a GenBank genome assembly. Lineage: Eukaryota; Viridiplantae; Streptophyta; Klebsormidiophyceae; Klebsormidiales; Klebsormidiaceae.